ACUUGGAAGAUGAGGAUGACACUAUUGACAACUACAUAGGCGAAUGCCCAGUAAAACUGAAGACGUUUUUAAUUGAUUCAAGUCAUCGCUUUAUUUCUGUCAACAACAAAGGGUCGCCUGAAGAGAAGGAGAAAUUUGCCAAAGACCUGAUAGACAUGGUAAAUGACAUGGUUGUUGAAAAUGGAGGCGAGUGCUACACAAAUGAGAUGUAUGAGCGAUGUGAAGCUGAUCUUCGAGAAGCUGUGAAGAAUGAAAAACUUGACGGGAAGAGGCAGAAGCAACUCGAAGAGAAACUUAAACAAGAAACUGCUGCCUUUGAAGAACAGAUACAAAACCAGCGUAUUAAAAUGCAAGAAAUGGAGAAACAACUUGAAAAAGAACGACAAUCAAGGGAAAAAGAUCGAGAAGAUCAACGGAAGGAACAGGAAAAAAAACAUGUGGAAGAAGAAAAGAAACGACAGGCAGUUCAAAAGGAGGCAGCGGAAAACAUGAAAAGAGAGUAUGAGAAAAUGAAAGAAUUUCAGAAAAUGCAGAUGGAAGAAUUUGAGCGUAGGAAAGAAGAACUGAAAGAAUUGGAGAUUCGUAAACAGAUACGAGAGAAGAUUGAAGAAGGCAAAGUUGGCAUCAUACGAACUGUAUUUCGAACUAUGAAGGGGUUUUUUGUUUCACUUUGGUAAUGUCAGUCUCGUUUGAAAGAACUGCAAACGAUAGAAUAUAGAAUAUCUAGCAUCACUUAUUUUCUGUGAUUCAAUCAUACAUGAGUCACUUUUUAUGGCCAAUGGAAUCUGAUUGGGAAGAUACUACAGACUGACUUCUCUCUGGUGUUAACCUUUCACAUUUUUCAACAAACCUGUUUCGUCGGUUCAUUCGUUCCAUUUCACAAUUUUUGGGAUAAAAUUAUCUCUUCGUCUGAAGCAACUUUAGAGGCCACAGGAAAUGCUUAAUUUUAGACAUCCUUGUUGUAAGAGGCAACUAACGAGAUCAGGUGGUCAGGCUCGCUGACAUGGUUGACACAUGUCUUCGUAUCCCAAUUGGGAAGCUUGUGGUGUUAAUCACUGGGUUGUCUGGUCCAGGCUCAAUUAUUUACAGUUCGACGUCAUAAAAUUCGAAAAUGUAUCAGUGCGGUGUUAACAACCAACAAAAGAGCAAAUAGAUCC
Haliotis rubra (blacklip abalone) is the source of this 1157-nucleotide messenger RNA. Its product is annotated as histone-lysine N-methyltransferase, H3 lysine-79 specific-like. NCBI's taxonomy places the organism in Eukaryota, Metazoa, Mollusca, Gastropoda, Lepetellida, Haliotidae. The record is from RefSeq and is a predicted model, not a curated record. The coding region runs from base 156 to 677 and encodes 173 amino acids. The transcript has 2 exons.